Messenger RNA from Aspergillus pseudonomiae, 3384 nucleotides. Its product is annotated as putative carboxylesterase. NCBI's taxonomy places the organism in Eukaryota, Fungi, Ascomycota, Eurotiomycetes, Eurotiales, Aspergillaceae. The transcript has 4 exons. The record is from RefSeq and is a predicted model, not a curated record. Gene Ontology annotation, cellular component: nucleus. Bases 1 to 3384 code for a protein of 1127 amino acids. Gene Ontology annotation, molecular function: protein binding; histone H4K20 methyltransferase activity.
AUGCCAUCGUCGAAAGCAAAAGACAGUCCCUCUGUGGAGCGUCGCGACCGUCUGACUCUUGCAAAGUUGGCCAGCUAUGACGAUGUCGCGACGGAUGCGCUGGUUGACCGGGCAUAUUUCUGGACCAAUACCCGCAAAAACCGAACGAAAUAUAUUCCCGUGAGAGGGAUACAUGAGGAUGAUGUGGCUCGUAUUCUCCUUCACGAUGUCAUUGUUGCCAAGGACGCUGCGAAAGCAGAAAAGCAAUUGCUAGCAAUGUCAGGUAUGAAGAAAUACUUGGCCAGGCUGCCCAGUGACCGCGAAAAGGAAUGGUUUCGCCGGCAUCUGCGCAAGUACAUCCAAAUGUAUCUCCCUGACUCGCCCUUCGAAGUUACCACGACCAAUCGCUACACGAUUACCGAACAUGAGGCGGCCAUCUGUGCCAGGAAAUUCAUCAAACAGGGCCAGGAGAUCAAGUACCUUAGUGGGACUCUUGUUCCCAUGACCCGCGAAGAAGAGCAAGAAUUGGAUCUGAAGCGGAAGGAUUUCAGCAUAGUCAUGUCUAGUCGGAGAAAAACGCCGUCGUUUUUUCUCGGACCCGCUCGCUUUGCCAACCAUGACUGCAAUGCCAAUGGCCGAUUGGUGACACGAGGAUCGGAGGGCAUGCAAGUUGUUGCCACUCGAGAUAUCUACAUUGGAGAAGAGAUCACCGUUUCAUACGGCGGCGAUUACUUCGGUAUCGACAAUUGCGAGUGUCUUUGCCUUACAUGCGAACGGGCAGUCCGCAAUGGCUGGGCGUCUCAUGUUGACUCCGAGGAAGAGUCAAGCAAAGCGUCCACUCCAGCUCUGAACGAUGAAGCGAUGUCCAACGACAGCUUACUUUCACCCAGAAAGCGCAAGCAUCAUUUGGAUAGUGAUUCCGAUAUCUCACCCUCGAGCACGCCUAGGAAGAGGAGUAAAUUUACACGACAGAGCUCUAAAUUACGAUCAGCAGUAUCGCUCGCAGAUUUUGCUCCUUCUGUUGGUUCGGGGUCAGACAAUCCACCGCCCCAAGCAGAGACUUCAAUUGUGCUAGAAACCACAGGGGCCGCAAGUAUAACCAAGGAUGCUAUUGUACCUGCAAGCGGUUCUGCUGCCGAAGCCACUCAAGUGCCUGCUACUGACUGUGACUCCUCUACUUCGCUCGAGGCCGACGAGUCACAACGCUCGUCAACGUCAACCACACCAACCUCAAUGGGUGAUGUCAAGAUCAAGGUGGAGGAAACGGUGGAGACUUCCCUCCCUGAAUCAGCAUCGACGACAGCAACUCAUCUUACACUUUCAGUCACAGGCCAGUCCCACAGCGACCGACACCUACCGGGAACUGACAACGACGCUUUGUCAGAGUUGUCCGAUUUAAUUGACACUCCCCAGAAGCCGAAGAGGUCAAGGGGUUCUCGCUGGAAGCAUGGCGUUGUCCCAUCGGUGGAGGAAGAGUCGAACCGUGUUCGGGUCCCUGGUGACUACACGAAAACUUCCAAGUUGCUUGCCCAAGCCUACGAUCGAUGGGUAGACUGCCAUACUUGUAAUGUUUGGUUUGUGCAGCAGAAUUCAUAUCUCACUCGGCGAGAGUGUCCCCGCUGCGAGCGUCAUUCUAUGCUAUACGGUUUCCGCUGGCCAAAGACGGAUAAAGAGGGUUCAAUGGAUGAGGAGGAGCGAGUGAUGGACCAUCGGACUGUUCACAGGUUCUUGUACCCGGAUGAAGAAGCUCGCGUCUCUCGCAAAGAUCGUGGGGUCAGUUUCGGCGUCACGCCCACCCCUGAAUUACUUGAGCCACGAACAGAGACCGACGACAGUGAAGCAGCUUACGAAAAUCCUCUCAUCAGCCUCGACUAUGGAGUAUUCCAGGGCAGAUAUGACUCGACAUAUAACCUUUCGUACUUCCGUAAGAUUCCAUUCGCAGUCCCGCCAACAGGAGAGAAUCGCUUUCGUGCCCCUCAGCCUCCCUUGAGAAUACUCGACGAUGUGUACGAUACCGAUCAGGAUUUUGACAUGUGUCCGCAACGUACCGUGAACGGCUCUGAGGAUUGCUUAUACCUCGGCCUGUUCUCGCGACCUUGGGAUGUGCGCUCCGCCUCCACAACUUCGCCCAAACGGCCCGUGUUGGUGGUGUUUUACGGCGGUGGCUUCAUUCAAGGGAGUGCCUCCUUUACCUUACCGCCGUCGUCUUACCCCGUCCUCAAUGCUAGUGACCUGAAUGACUAUGUGGUCAUUUAUUCCAACUACCGUGUGAACGUGUUCGGUUUUCUCCCGGGACGAGCGGUCAAAGAAUCACCCAGUUCGGAUCUAAACCCGGGGCUCCUGGACCAGCAAUCUGUUCUGAAGUGGGUUCAGAAAUACAUCCAUCACUUCGGUGGUGACCCUCACAACGUCACCAUCUGGGGACAAUCCGCUGGAGGAGGCUCAGUCAUCGCCCAGGUGCUAGCAAACGGCCGGGGCAAACAGCCAAAGCUCUUCUCAAAAGCUCUGGCGAGCUCACCAUUCUGGCCCAAAACCUAUGCCUACGAUGCUCCUGAAGUAGAGGCGAUCUACGAACAUCUGACCAAUCUGACCGGUUGUGCGAACGCCACAGAUACACUCACCUGUCUCAAAGAAGUCGACGUCCAGACCAUCCGCGACGCAAACCUAAUCAUCAGCGAAAGCCAGAAGUAUACAACCAGCACGUUCACCUGGGGUCCAGUCAUCGACGGCGAGCUCCUCUCCGACACUCUUACCGAAGCUGUGACGAGCGGCUCGCUCCAAACAGACCUCGUCUUCGGGAUGUACAACACCCACGAAGGCGAAAACUUCGUGCCGACUGGCUUGCGUUCGCAGAACACGACAGAUGGGUUCAAUUCUUCUAUUCCUAGCUUCCACCAAUGGCUGGUGGGGUUCCUGCCCGCACUGUCUCCCGAGCAGAUACGCCUUGUCGAGUCGAAAUACUACCCUUCUAUAGGGCGAACGGAGACUCUCAAUCUGUACAAUUCCACGUAUGUGCGGGCAGGCCUCAUCUACAGGGAUGUUAUCCUCGCUUGUCCGGCGUAUUGGAUAGCAUCGGCAGCCAAAACUGCCGGAUAUGUGGGUGAAUAUACUAUCCCGCCUGCGCAGCACGCCAGUGAUACCAUCUAUUGGAAUCAAGUCAACCCCAUCCAACAGACGGAUGAAUUAAUAUACAAGGGCUACGCCGGUGCCUUCGCCAGUCAUUUUCAAACCGGGGAUCCCAACGCGCAUAAGUUGACAAAUGCGUCGCAGCCCGGGGUGCCGAUGCUCCUGAGUACUGGCGAUGAAUUUGUUGUAUCUGAGACUGGAUUCAAGACUGCGGAACUGGUGCUGUUGAAGGAGAGGUGCGACUUCUGGAAGUCGAUUGGAGAAAAGAUUCCGGUAUAG